Molecule: messenger RNA, 420 nt
Organism: Menidia menidia (Atlantic silverside)
Lineage: Eukaryota; Metazoa; Chordata; Actinopteri; Atheriniformes; Atherinopsidae
Source: the annotation of a GenBank genome assembly
AUGCCUGUGAUCCCCAUCCCACGGAGGGUGCGCAGCUUCCAUGGCCCCCACACCACGUGCAUGCAUUCGGCAUGCGGGUCGGCUCACUCAUCCAAGCUGGUGCGCACCAAGUACAACAACUUCGACCUGUACCUGCGCUCCCGCUGCAUGUACAGCUUCCUGAGGUUCCUCCUGUACUUCGGCUGCAGUCUGCUGACCUCCCUGCUCUGGGUCUCGCUCUCUGCCCUCUUCUUCCUGCAGUACGUCAGCGUGCGCGUCCUCCUGCGGCUGCAGUACAAGCUCUCCGUCAUCCUACUGCUGCUGGGCCACCGGCGACUGGACUUUGGCGUGCUCAAUGACCUGAUCAUAUACAGCAUGCAGAUCACCAUGUUCCUGGUGGGGGGGCUCGGCUGGUGCUUUAUGGUGUUUGUGGACAUGUAG